Syngnathus acus (greater pipefish) is the source of this 1150-nucleotide messenger RNA. RefSeq lists its product as uncharacterized. NCBI's taxonomy places the organism in Eukaryota, Metazoa, Chordata, Actinopteri, Syngnathiformes, Syngnathidae. The record is from RefSeq and is a predicted model, not a curated record. The transcript has 2 exons. Bases 78 to 866 code for a protein of 262 amino acids.
GCCCUUGUUUUGCUCAUCGGCGGCCUUUGAGCGAGCCUUUAAAACGGGCCAGUCGACUCCGUUUUCACGAUCAGGAUAUGAAGCCGGGGGUUUUCGCUCGGGUCUCACUUAACAGCUCCAGCAAGGUGGGAAUGUCUUCUAACUGUAUCACAUGCGUGAUCGGCUCCAAGGAGAGUCCAGAUGCGCAAAGAAAGGGCCACGUUGAGGAAGGGCAGGGAUCAGAGUCAAAAUUGGCAGAUGAGCAGGAAAAAAACAAUUGUUCAACCAAGAAAAGGGCUAAGCCGAAGCCUGCAGCACAUCGCCAGCCGCAAGCUUCUCCCCCAAGCUCACAGUCACUUCCUCACUCAAAGGAGGCCCAGUUUUGCUACUCAUCCCAGGCGUUCCUACGACCCAAGCCGUUCCCCAGAUCCAAAGCAAGGCAAACGCUGGCAGCCCAGCACAUCCAAUCUCUGCCUGACGCAACACAGAGGAACGCCCUGUCUUGCAACAUUCCCCGUAGACGUUUUCCCAACACUGUCACACCGGCGCAGAGCCUCACACCAGAUUGUCGGAGCAACCUCCGUUGGCACCAGGCGACGGUACCCAAAUAUGGCACCGUGUGUGGUCCCGCCUUCAUCUCAUUCGCAAGCAGUGACGGGAGUCCGAGACUCUCACUCAGUGAUGACAGCAGUAGCUGUGACAGCUUUGGCAGCCUGAGCAGCUUCGACUCCCUCCCGGUGCGGCCUCGAAGUGCUGUCCUCGACAGCCGCAAGAGGGCGGUAGGCACUCUUCAACGUGAGAUGAAUGCCCUGUUUGCCCAGAAAAUGGAGGAGUUGCGUCAUAAAUCGCCCCUCUUCUUGGCUGAUAACACAAACGGUGAGUUUUGAAUUCAUUGGGGAGUCUUCCUUUCGCUUUCAUUUAUUUUUUCAGAAAGAUUUUUGAGAGGCAUUUUAGGCAGGGAUGACAUGUUUUGGGGUUCUAUUUUUCCAUAUUGCUUAUCAGGUUUGAAUCAUUGUUAAUUAUAUUUUUAGAUUGUGGAGAUCAAUCUAUGACCUUUGUUAUUUAAUGCGUUUCUCUGGAAGCUGUUCCUGAGCCCCACCCCGCCCAUCUCCUUUUCUUUCCAGUUUUUGCUGAACUCCUUUUUCCUGUUUUUCCCUUUGCACGCUCUCUC